Messenger RNA from Harmonia axyridis, 2844 nucleotides. RefSeq names its product glucose dehydrogenase [FAD, quinone]. The record is from RefSeq and is a predicted model, not a curated record. Bases 745 to 2613 code for a protein of 622 amino acids. Gene Ontology annotation, molecular function: oxidoreductase activity, acting on CH-OH group of donors; flavin adenine dinucleotide binding. Lineage: Eukaryota; Metazoa; Arthropoda; Insecta; Coleoptera; Coccinellidae. The transcript is spliced from 6 exons.
UCACCGUCUCUGCAGACGUCUCGGACAACACCGCGAACCGCUGGUAUAGUCUAUCUAAUUGGAGAGUUGUGCAAGAACUUGAGAUUCACUUGACGUUUUCGGUGCGUGUUUUCGAAUGUGGUGGUGACAGUGAUUCAAUUAGAUUCUAUCAAAAGGGAUUUUCGACUUUUUAUGGUACAGGGAUUUUUUUGAAGAUGUAUCGAAGGAAAAUUCACAACCACAACGUGAUUAAGAUCAAUUUUCUGAAGUCCUUGUGAGGAGAUGGGAAAGAGCGACGCAGAACCAAGUUACCCGACAAAAUUUAUCCCCAAAGAAAAAUACAAUACCGAAAUUUACCUACGCGACAAGUACAAGACUAAUCAAAACUACUACAACACCACUCCCAACGACAAAUACAAGAGAAACAACGUCUCCGAACAAAGGGUUACCAACCACUUCGAUUACCUCAAACACAACCUGUUCAUCAAGUCCCGAGUAGGUACAGAUUGCGCAGAGUGGCAGUUCCAACAGCAGAAGAUCUCCUUCAGGAAUUACACGCCGAAAAUACUGAACCAGGAAGUGAACAUGGGAAUGUGGAUUUUUAGGAAGGAAUGUGAAGGACAAAGUCGACGUUAAUGAUAGUUUCAGUGUCCAGGAAGCUUCUUCAAGAAAUUCAGUUACCAAAAAUCGAGCGUUGCCGUGAUGCAGAAUUCUGGAAACGAUAGCUUGUAGAAAAGUUCAAAGGAUAGGGACAUAAUAUUCGAGAUGUCUGGAAUUGUUACAGCGAUUGGAACUUUGGUUGGAUUGUCCACGAAUCCAGUGACUAUUAUUGGUUUGGUGCCAGUUUUCGCAGCUAGCUUAGCAUUUAUGCGAUACCUCCAUUUUGAUCCGGAAAGUCAUCCUGUGAAUGUCAGAAAUGUCAGAGCAGAGUACGAUUUCGUGGUGGUAGGUGGUGGAUCAGCGGGUGCUGUUGUAGCUUCUCGCCUAUCGGAAGUGGCCAAUUGGACAGUGUUGUUGCUGGAGGCCGGGGGUGACGAGAACGAGAUAUCUGAUAUUCCAUCCCUGGCCGGUUACACGCAAAUGUCAGAAAUGGACUGGAUGUACCAAACAUCGCCGCCUGUCGAAUCAGCGUAUUGCCUAGCAAUGAUCGGAGAUCGCUGCAAUUGGCCCAGGGGUAAAGUACUCGGUGGCUCCAGCGUAUUGAACGCCAUGAUAUACGUCCGAGGAAAUAAGCUAGACUACGAUGGAUGGUCUGCAGAUGGAAACGUUGGAUGGUCAUACGAUGAGGUUUUGCCAUAUUUCCUCAAAAGCGAGGAUAACCGUAAUCCAUACCUAACAAAAACCCCCUACCACAACACUGGUGGAUACCUCACCGUCCAAGAAUCACCGUGGAGAACACCACUAUCAAUAGCUUUCCUUCAAGCUGGAAGAGAACUUGGAUACGAUAUCAGAGAUUGCAAUGGCGCUAAACAAACAGGGUUCAUGCUUUCUCAAGGUACUAUAAGAAGAGGCUCUAGGUGUUCGACAGCAAAAGCUUUCUUGCGCCCUGUCAGAAACAGAAGUAACCUCCAUAUAGCCAUGAAUGCUCAAGUUACCAAGGUACUAAUAGAUCCUGUAACUAAAAAGGCUUUCGGCGUUAAAUUUCUAAGGAACAAUAGAAUCAGAACUGUAAGAGCAAAAAGGGAAGUGAUUUUAUCUUCUGGAGCUAUUGGAAGCCCGCAUAUACUCAUGCUGUCAGGUGUGGGGCCUCGUGAAGACCUAGCCAAGUUCAAAAUUCCUCUACUGAGCGAUCUCAAAGUUGGGCAUAAUCUCCAGGAUCACAUAGGGUUAGGAGGAUUAACGUUCAUCAUAGAUGAUCCUAUUUCUUUCACCAAGAGUAGGUAUCAAACACCUUCUGUAAUUAUGGAGUAUCUGUUGAGAGAACAAGGUCCAAUGACUUCUCUUGGUGGAGUUGAGGGCUUAGCUUUCGUGAACACCAAAUACGCACCAAAAUCUGGCCUUUGGCCUGACAUCCAAUUUCAUUUCGCACCAAGUAGCGUGAAUUCUGACGGAACUCAAGUUAAGAAAAUAACAGGACUCAGAGACAGUGUUUACAAUACUGUAUACAAACCCUUGAAAGAGGCGGAGACUUGGACUAUCUUACCCUUACUCUUAAGACCAAAGAGUACAGGUUGGGUAAGAUUAAGAUCAAAAGAUUUCAAGGUUUAUCCCGAUAUAAAUCCCAAUUAUUUCACGCAUAAAGAAGAUGUUCUCACCCUUAUUGAAGGGAUCAGAAUAGCGCUGAAUGUAUCGGCUUCUCAAGCUUUCCAAAGAUUCAAUUCUAGGCCGCAUACGAUGCCCUUUCCAGGUUGUAGACAAUACCCUUUUGAUACAGAUGAAUAUUGGGAGUGCAGUCUUCGACAUUUCACUUUCACUAUUUACCAUCCAACAAGUACGUGCAAGAUGGGUCCAGCGAGUGAUCCUGAUGCUGUAGUUGACCCUAGACUUAGAGUUUAUGGAAUUCAAGGACUCAGAGUUAUCGAUGCGAGUAUUAUGCCGAAAAUUGUUAGUGGAAAUACUAAUGCUCCGACAAUUAUGAUAGGCGAAAAGGGUGCAGAUAUAAUAAAAGAAGAUUGGGGCAUACCAGUUAGGUAGCAAUCGAUAAAACCUUAGGGAGUGUCCUAGUCAUUCAAAUUGAAACCCAAGUGUACCUCUUAAUUAAGUUCGAUUGGUUUGCAAGAACUUUACAUUCCAUUGUGGACGUUACCAAUUAAAAUAAGUUAUUUAUGUAACUUUAAUUUAUGUAUAUAAACUCUGUUUAGUAUGAAGUAGAUCAAUAUUGUACCAUAUGUAUAUUUUUAUAAUAAAAUUCGCGAUGCAUAUUUU